UAUGGUGUCACCAACGGACCUUUGAACUUUCGAUACGCCUCAGUUGAUAUCGUAUCCGGAAGUGAGACCUUAAACAGCAAUGGCGACCGCAGCUUUCCCUGAGAAAGUCAGCGACGACUCCACCCAGUGUACGAUCUGUUUCUACACCUUUAAGAACCCGAAGGUUCUUCCCUGCUUGCACACCUUCUGUGAGCACUGUCUGCGGGAAUGGGUCCAGAAGAACGAUGGCGACACCAUUCCGUGUCCUAUUUGUCGUCAGCCAGUUUCCUUGCCCCAAAAUGGCGUCGAGGGUCUAAAGGACAACUUCUUUAUCGCUAGCCUGGUGAAAGCCGUGACGGAGCACAACAAGGUUCGCCACGGUAAAGAUGAACUCCUCUGCACCAGUUGUGAGGAAGGGAAGCCAGCCACGUCCAGGUGUUCGGAGUGUGCUGAGUUUCUGUGUGAGAGUUGUGAGUCGGCACAUCGUCUUGUAAGAGCUACCAGGGGUCACACGCUUUUCACCUUUGAGGAACUGAAAACAGGAAAAUACGACAAUGUCGUCAGGGCUAGGAAAGCUCCACCGUGCUCUAAACAUCCGGGAGAGAUCUUGAAGCUCUACUGUAGGACCUGUGAGACCCCAAUAUGCAACGAAUGUGCCUUGUUUGAACACAGGGACUCGCAACAUGACUACACGCGCAUAGAAGAGGUGGCUGCCGAGAAGAGAGAUACAAUCUUAGACCUCACACCACAAUGCCAGGCCCGAAUGCAGUUCUUUCGUCAGACGGAGGAAGCACAGAAACGCUUGAGGGAGCAACUUCAGCUGAAUGUAGAGGGGGCUCGUCAGAACGUCCAUAGAACCGUACAAACACUAACUGCGCUUGUCAAGGAAGAGGGCGAACGGCUUUUAACCUGUAUUCAUACAGAGGAAUCAUCCAGGAAGAAACAGAUUGAAGCAGAGAUAGAGGGAGCACAGAUCAGUCUGGCAAGCGCCAAGAGCACGUGUGAGUUUGCAAAGACUCUAGCUCGGGAGGGAGGCGACUACGAAGUUGCAUCUUUCUCACAAGAUAUGGCAGCGAGAUUGAACGAGUUGACUAAACCACCAAUGGAAAAAGUGAACUUUAAGCUGGCAAACAUCACGAUUGAUUACUCUGUCAUGGUGCAAAAGUUGACUAAAAACAGACCAAAAACUGCCCACUACAGCCUGCCAAAGUCGACGGAGAGGGAACUGUGUUCUCUGCUGAAACGUGCGCGGCAAAGCGGGGUCAGCUCAAGUACAGGUCCUCCUCUGGGAAGAUAUGGGGACAGAGUGUUGGUAAAUGGAGGCGGAUUGAGGCCAGGUGAUUAG
Messenger RNA from Branchiostoma floridae (Florida lancelet), 1324 nucleotides. Its product is annotated as E3 ubiquitin-protein ligase TRIM56-like. Gene Ontology annotation, cellular component: chromatin; nucleoplasm. Bases 80 to 1324 code for a protein of 414 amino acids. NCBI's taxonomy places the organism in Eukaryota, Metazoa, Chordata, Leptocardii, Amphioxiformes, Branchiostomatidae. The transcript has a single exon. Gene Ontology annotation, molecular function: ubiquitin-protein transferase activity; zinc ion binding. Gene Ontology annotation, biological process: positive regulation of DNA-templated transcription. The record is from RefSeq and is a predicted model, not a curated record.